Molecule: messenger RNA, 1407 nt
Organism: Pseudomassariella vexata
Lineage: Eukaryota; Fungi; Ascomycota; Sordariomycetes; Amphisphaeriales; Pseudomassariaceae
Product: endonuclease/exonuclease/phosphatase family protein
Exons: 2
Coding region: 372-1295 (307 amino acids)
Molecular function (GO): 3'-5'-RNA exonuclease activity
Source: RefSeq, a predicted model, not a curated record
CGCAGAGUCAUCAUUAGAGGACUGAAUCCCUCGGUCAUCGUAUACGGUAUAGCCUCAGUGCGCCGUUUAUUAUCUCAUCUCCUUCUGUGGAUCUCGACAAGAACAAUUCCGAUUGGAUCCGGGUUUCUCCUCGAAGUAAAGCUCGCUCUUACUUCCUAACAUCCUUGCUAUCUGCGUUGUGGGGGAUGCGGGGAACGAGGACUUCUCCAUUGUUGUAGUUCCCCGAGCCACGAUUUCUGCCAACUUGAGCAUCUUGGAGCAGUUACUACUUGGUUAGAUAAUUCUUAAGUAACUGAGGUAUUAUGCUCUGAAUUCAGUUUGAUUCCCAGGCUCUUCUUCUCCCCAGGACUUUAGAAUCUGGAAUUGACAAAAUGCUGCUCAUCGGUAUCGUCAGCAGCCUCCUCUUCAGCGCGCAAGCGGCCCAAGUCACCAUGGCCCAAACCACAAAUGGCACCCUCCCCCUGCGCAUGAUAACCUUCAACAUCCGCUACGCAACUACCUCUCCCUCCAAAAACGAACAACUCUGGUCCACCCGCGCGCCCCUCGUCGUCAGCCGGCUAAUGGAGACAUCCGCCUCCGCCCCUGCCGGCGCUGAGACCGUCAUCGGCCUACAAGAAGUGCUCCACAAGCAACUCCUCGACAUUGAAUCGGGGGUAGGUCCUGAAUGGAUGCACAUCGGCGUGGGCCGCGACGACGGCGCCCAACGCGGCGAAUACAACCCGAUUCUAUACCGGCCCGCUGUCCUGAGCCUCUUGUACAACGAGACGCGGUGGCUGUCCCCAACGCCGGACGUGCCGUCGUUCGGAUGGGGCGCGGGGAGCCGGCGCAUGAUCAAUAUCGGUGUUUUCGAGCAUGUUGCCUCGGGGAGACGCUUUAUUGCUGCGAAUACGCAUUUGGACAAUGCGAGUUCGCAGGCGAGGACCGAGGGGAUUAAAAUCGUUAUCGCGACGAUUCAGGCGGUGCAGGAGACGUGGGGUCCUUUGGGGGUUGUGCUAACGGGGGAUUUCAAUUCCCAGCCUGGUGAGGAUGCGUACUCGACUGCGGUGAAUAGCAAGUAUUUGACCGAGCUUUAUACCAUGGCGGAUACGGGGCAGAGGUUUGGGCCAUAUAUCACCUACACGGGGUUUCUACCCGACCAGGAGGAGGAAGUCGGCACGCGCAUCGACUUUAUUUGGCUGGGUCCUGCGUUGGAGGACAGGUGGUUGGUUGAGAGCUAUAACGUAUUGCCGAAUGUUGUAAAUGAUGUGUACAUUAGCGACCAUAGGCCGGUGUUUGGAGACCUGAUGCUUAAGUAGGGCUUGACUCGUAAUUUCGUAAUCUCGUAUGUAAUUUCCAACGGCAAAUUUAAUGUGUCAGGAUAGUAUGUAUUCUUAACUUUUCUCGUUAGUGAAUGGAAUUUGUGUAAGC